UCGGGGGGGUCCGGGGGCAACAUCGAGGAGCUGGGGAGCCUAGGGACUAGUGUCCUGUGAAGCAGCUGACCCGGGGCUGGCCAGGAGCGAAUAUCGUAGAAAAAAUGUACACCAGUCAUGAAGAUGUUGGGUGUGAUUUUGAAGACGGACCAAGAGAAAAGAAGACCCAUCCGCCUAACCCCAACAUUGAUGGCGGAUGGGCUUGGAUGAUUGUCCUUUCCUCUUUUGUGGUGCAUAUCCUCAUCAUGGGGUCCCAGAUGGCACUAGGUGUGCUGAACAUGGAGUGGCUUGAAGAAUUCCAUCAAAGUCGAGGCUUGACUGCCUGGGUUAGCUCCCUCAGCAUGGGGAUCACGCUCAUUGUCGGACCUUUCAUUGGCUUGUUCAUCAACACAUGUGGCUGCCGCAAGACUGCAAUAAUUGGAGGGAUUCUGAAUGCCCUGGGCUGGGUCCUGAGUGCCUACGCCACUAACGUGCAUUAUCUAUUUAUCACAUUCGGAGUGGCAGCGGGGUUUGGCAGCGGUAUGGUCUAUCUCCCCGCGGUAGUCAUGGUGGGACAGUAUUUUCAGAAGAGACGAGCCCUAGCUCAGGGGCUUAGUACAACCGGGACAGGAUUUGGUACCUUCCUCAUGACCGUCCUACUAAAAUAUCUCUGCUCAGAAUAUGGAUGGCGAAGUGCAAUGUUCAUCCAAGGGGCCGUCUCCUUGAAUCUGUGCGUUUGCGGAGCCCUUAUGAGACCUCUCCCUCCCAAUGAGACCCAAAGCAAGAAAAUCCUUAAGAACAAAAGUGGGGAGAGGGAUCUCAAACUCCCCCUGUCCCAUUCAACGGAGUCCAUAAAAUCGAAUGGGCACCUAAACAAAACAGAAGAGAGAGAGGACGAGCCAGUGAAGGAGGAAAUGCUCAGUAACACCCCAGUCCUGGAAAACAAAGGCAAAGACAAAGUUCAACUUGGAAAGAAUAUGUACGUUCUCCGGAUUCUUAAGCUAGUGAGUCGAUUUACCAUUAGAAUCAGGAAGGGCUUCUGGGAUUGGUACUCCAGUUAUUUUGGAGCUGCGUCCUUGUUUACAAAUCGGACGUUCGUAGCCUUUAUUUUCUGGGCUCUUUUUGCCUAUAGCAGCUUUGUCAUUCCAUUUAUCCAUCUCCCAGAAAUAGUCAAGCUGUACAAUCUGUCUGAACAAAACGAUGUUUUCCCCUUGACUUCAAUCAUAGCAAUAGUUCAUAUCUUUGGAAAAGUGAUCCUUGGAAUUGUGGCUGACCUGCCCUGCAUCAGCGUUUGGAAUGUCUUUCUGCUGGCCAACUUGAGUCUCGUCAUCAGUAUCCUUAUUCUGCCGUUGAUGCACACGUAUGCUAGCCUGGCAGCUAUGUGUGCCCUGAUAGGCUUUUCUAGUGGCUAUUUCUCCCUAAUGCCCGUGGUGACUGAAGAUCUGGUGGGCAUAGAACACCUUGCAAAUGCCUACGGCAUCAUCAUUUGUGCCAAUGGAAUAUCUGCCUUGCUGGGACCACCGUUUGCAGGUUGGAUUUAUGACAUCACCCAAAAAUAUGAUUUUUCCUUCUAUAUAUGCGGCUUGCUUUACAUGGUGGGAAUGCUCUUCUUACUCAUCCAGCCUUGUAUCCGACUAAAGGAACAACCAAGAAAAAAAUACAUAGAAGGCACGCAUGUGUAGUGCCGCUUGAAAUGGAGCUCUCGGCACCCUGUUGCUGGCCGAAAGAACAAAGGUAUCUCAUUUGGGGCACUACUCUGGCGGGCGCUGUUCUGACUGCCAGCUGAGUUUAUACAGAUGACAUGAUACAUCAAAAGCGUGCUAUUCAAGAAUUUCUGGAAACAUCCUCAUAAAAGCAAAGACCUUGUUGCACGUAGGGCCCUCAGAGCUCGCUUUUUUAAAAAAGAGAGAAAAAAGAAAGUUUAAAAAAAACCCAAAACCUCUUUACAAUCACUUCCUUUGUGAGCUGGGGAGGAAAAAAAGGAAGAAAAAUUUAUCAGACUACUUACUAUAAGCAGGCUGAUAAAUUGGUUUGUAAGCACAAGACUGCGGCUACAUUUCUGAACCAACUCUUACCUGUAGAGAAUUGCUAAUGUAUCAAUGUAAAAUAAAACUGGCAUAUGCUUAAGAUUCAAGUAGUUUUAUACAACUUAAAAAUGUUUCUAUAAUAAAGAAAUGAAUGCAAUUUAUAUUUUUCUCAUGAAAUUCUGAAGAUUAUAAUAUUAUCACUCACAAAAAUGAUCUUGAUACAUUUUCCAUAGUCAUAGGCAACUAGUGAACCAAGGGCUAUUGCAUUUAGGCACUUUGAUUCUGAUAAUGCCUGUCUCAGAUUAAAGGGCAAAACUUUGGGUCAAUAAAAACUGGGAGUUGGGGGGAGGGUGUGCGGGACAGCCAGUGUCAUGGUUUCCAUGUACAUAAAAUGUAGAAUCCCUUAUGACCGUCCCAAAAGGACUGCUGUGAAGAUAAACUGUUAAGUCUUUGCAAAACUCCUUGUCAACACAAUAUGGCAAAAAUACUGACAUGCAGUGAUAAAGUGGUAAGUCGUAUAUGUGUGCCACUUUAAAACGAGCUAGCUCUUCAUUCUGGUGAUUCCCGUUAUCAAGCAGAUAAUCCACGUACUUGUAUUCCCAACAGUUCUGUAAGUAGUUCUGUUGACAGGCUUCUGAACAAAAGAGUUUCUAUAUAUGACAUUGGAUUAGGCUCUUUCUGAACCAUCAGACUGUAAAGCUAUAAGAUACCUUGCCAGCCAUCCAGCCCAGAAGCUUUAAACUGCCGUAUGUGAAUCCCUCAUGUUGGUUGCACACAAUAUAAAUAGAAGUCCCAUGAAAAAACUUGAAUUCUGGUGAUAUUUUUCUCUUUAAAAUAUUCACUAUAGGGGCAAGUAGGUGGUGCAGUGGAUAGAGCACUGGCCCUGAAGUCA
Molecule: messenger RNA, 2898 nt
Organism: Phascolarctos cinereus (koala)
Lineage: Eukaryota; Metazoa; Chordata; Mammalia; Diprotodontia; Phascolarctidae
Gene: SLC16A14
Product: solute carrier family 16 member 14
Biological process (GO): monocarboxylic acid transport; transmembrane transport
Molecular function (GO): monocarboxylic acid transmembrane transporter activity
Source: RefSeq, a predicted model, not a curated record